CUUUGUCAAAGUAAGUAAAACCAGAAUAAAAUACUUGGAUUCGUCUUCAUGUUUAUAUAUUUUAAAGGUGAUGACUUGAUAAAUAAGGGCAUAGAUCAUUGGAUGAAAAAAAUUGAUAUUUCAAGAGGAUCCAAAAUAUCUAAUAUUUUGAAAAUUAAAUUAAGCUAUUCAUCCUCAAAUGCAUCAUUAAAUAGACAGUCAAAUCUUUAUUUAUUUGAUUUACAUUUGCUGGAAAACAAGACAAAAGAUGAACAUUACCAAAAUGGAAUUUAUUAUUCAUUUAUGAACAUACGUUCUAUUGUGGAAAGAGCUUUAACAAAGCCAGAUAUUGACAGAUCAGAAAAUAAUCAAAUUAUGACUAAUUAUUAUGUAUUAACUCAUUUAUUAGCUCCAUUUGCUUGUGGACAUCAUUAUCUCAUUAUUGUAGCCUAUAUUCAAGAAUGUCUUCAUACUUUUAGAGAAGAAAUCAUAAUGGUACUUGAUUUGAUUGAAUUAAUGAGAUCUAUCCCUAUUAUUUCACUCGUUAAUCCUAGCUAUAUAAGUGUUUGUAGGACUAAAUAUGAACAAGCACAAAAUGUACCUAUUUCUCUAUACGCACACACCAUAUGCUAAAUGUAAAUUACAUUAGUUAUUAUCCCAAAAUAAACAAGUUAUACAACAAUUACAAACAGAAAAU
Messenger RNA from Cokeromyces recurvatus, 676 nucleotides. RefSeq lists its product as uncharacterized. The record is from RefSeq and is a predicted model, not a curated record. Lineage: Eukaryota; Fungi; Mucoromycota; Mucoromycetes; Mucorales; Mucoraceae. The transcript is spliced from 6 exons. Bases 49 to 612 code for a protein of 187 amino acids.